Vigna angularis (adzuki bean) is the source of this 3300-nucleotide messenger RNA. RefSeq lists its product as uncharacterized. The transcript has 3 exons. The record is from RefSeq and is a predicted model, not a curated record. Lineage: Eukaryota; Viridiplantae; Streptophyta; Magnoliopsida; Fabales; Fabaceae. The coding region runs from base 1 to 3300 and encodes 1099 amino acids.
AUGGAUCAAGUUCCACCAAAUCGUUCAUGGAUGUACGAUAGGUGUUAUAGAGGAAGAGGUGCGUUGAAAGAGUCAUUUGUUUUGGGUGUUGAAGAGUUUAUAAUUAAAGCUUGUGAACAAGACCGUUAUCAAAGAGAUGGGGGGCUUCGAUGUCCAUGUUCAAAGUGCGAUUGUACAAAGAUUUUGAACGAAAGAGUUGUGAAGGUUCACCUGUAUAAAAACGGUUUCAAGCCUAAUUAUUUCAUUUGGGAGGAUCACGGGGAAACCAUGCAAGAAGCUGAUUUAGAUAAUGAUGUCACUUUCAGGGGUGUGGAGACAGAAGGUGAACCAAAUGAACAAGUUAUCACGAUGGAAGACAUGGUCCAUGAUGCUCUCAUACAAAGACAACCCUUCCAAGCAUCAAAUUCUUCUAACAUAGAAGAGGCUCCAAAUGAAGAAACUCAAAGGUUUUAUAACCUUUUGUUGGAGGCAAAUACGCCUUUGUAUGAAGGAGCAUCAGACUCCAAAUUAUCAAUGUGUGUGAGGCUUUUAGCUUGCAAGUCGAAUUGGAAUAUUCCUAACCAAUGCAUAGAUUUUUUUGCAAAAAUGCUUUUGGAUGUAACACCACACAAAUGUGGUUUACCGAAAACUUACUACGAUGCAAAAAAGAUAGUGUCGAAGCUGGGAUUACAGUCACAGAGGAUUGAUUGUUGUGUGGAUGGUUGCAUGCUAUUCUAUGAUAAUGAAUAUGGUAAGAUGGAUGGAGCGUUAGUUGAAUGCAAAUUUUGUGGGAAGCCAAGGUAUCAACAACACAAGACAGGAGCAAGUUCAAAAAAAAAAGUUCCCGUUAAAUCCAUGUUCUAUUUGCCAAUAAUUCCAAGACUUCAAAGAAUGUAUGCCUCAAAAGAAACUGCAACAGAAAUGACAUGGCACCAUCACAACAAGUCGUCAAAUGGUGUUUUGCGUCAUCCAUGUGAUGGAGAGGCGUGGAGGCACUUUGAUAGAGUACAUCGUGAUUUUUCCAUUGAGCCACGCAAUGUUCGACUUGGUUUAUGCUCCGAUGGUUUUAAUCCAUAUGUGCAGGCAUCAUCUAUACCAUAUUCGUGUUGGCCAGUAAUUGUCACGCCGUACAACCUGCCUCCAGAAAUGUGCAUGUCUAAACCCUACAUGUUUUUGACUUGUCUCAUUCCGGGGCCAUUCAAUCCAAAAGUACGCAUUGAUGUAUACCUAGAGCCCUUGAUAGAUGACUUGAAAAAGUUGUGGAGUGGUGUCAUAACAUACGAUAUUUCAAGGCGACAAAACUUUAUCAUGAGGGCAAUGCUAAUGUGGACAAUUAAUGAUUUUCCUGCUUAUGGUAUGCUGUCUGGAUGGAGCACCCAUGGUAAAUUGGCUUGUCCACAUUGCAUGGAGCAUUCAAAGGCUUUUAGAUUAUAUAAUGGGCGAAAAAAUUCGUGGUUUGACUCCCAUCGGAGGUUUUUACCAAAUGACCAUGCCUUUAGGAGAAAUAAGAAUGCUUUCAAAAAGGGGGAAGUGGACAUGGAAGACGUGCCACCAUAUUUGACGGGAACAGAAGUUUGGAAUAGAGUUAAUGGUUAUCCUAAAGUAACUGAAAAUGGUGCACCAAGAAUAGAUGGAUACGGUGAGUGGCAUAAUUGGACGAAAAAAAACAUCUUUUGGGAUCUACCAUAUUGGAAGGAUAAUUUGUUAAGGCAUAAUCUUGAUUUCAUGCAUAUUGAGAAGAAUUUUUUUGACAACAUUUUUAAUACUGUGAUGAAUGUCAGUGGAAAGUCAAAAGACAAUGAAAAGGCCCGAAUGGAUUUAGGCUUGUAUUGUAAACGAAAAGACUUGGAGCUCAAAACUCAUACAAAUGGAAAGAUGUACAAGCCAAAAGCUAAUUAUACACUUUCAGUAGACCAAUCAAAACAGGUCUGUCAGUGGUUGAAAGAUCUUAGGAUGCCUGAUGGAUAUUCUUCUAACUUGUCAAGGUGUGUUGAUGUGAAUAGGGGAAAGGUCAUUGGGAUGAAAAGUCAUGACUGCCAUGUGUUUAUGGAAUGCUUACUUCCUAUAGCGUUUAGUUCUUUACCGACUCAUGUUCUCAAUCCCAUUACAGAAGUAAGUCAUUUCUUUAGAGAUUUAUGUUGUACAACAUUGAAUGAGGUCGACCUUCGGAAGAUGGAAGAAAACAUUCCAAUCAUUAUUUGCAAGAUGGAGAGAAUAUUCCCCCCCUCAUUCUUUGAUUGUAUGGAACAUCUCCCUGUACAUCUUCCAUAUGAGGCAAGACUUGGUGGACCGGUCCAAUAUAGGUGGAUGUACCCAUUUGAAAGGUUCAUGGGAUAUGCUAAACGUUCAAUUAAGAAUAAAGCUAGGGUUGAAGGAUCAAUAGUGGCAUCAUAUUUGCACAAAGAAACAACUCAUUUUUGUUCACACUACUUCAAGAACUUUAUGUUAACACCACAAAGCAUGAGAAACGAAGUAGACACUGAAGUUGAAAGGACAACAUUAUCAGUGUUUGACGAAGGUGGUCGUCAUUCCGGGAGGGAAUCAACUCAUUGGCUAAGUGACGAAGAAUUGAGAUCAGCUCAUGUUCAUAACGAUCCUUUAAGUGUCAAAAACCAACAUCUUAGAGAUUUAUCACUUGGUCCUUUAAGAUGUGUGAAGGAAUGGCAUACCUACUUUGUCAAUGGAUAUAAAUUUCAUACCCAUGCAUGGAGCCAGGGCAAGAAGACUAUAAAUAGUGGGGUUCAUGUUAAAGGCCUUACAGAAGGGGGUGAAGAUGAUUUCUAUGGUGUCAUUAAGCACAUAUAUGAGCUCGAGUAUAAUACCUCAACCAUUGAAAAGAAGGUUGUAUUAUUUUAUUGUGAUUGGUUUGAUCCAUCAAGAAUAGGGACAAGAGUGGAUUCAAAGUAUGGCACUGUGGAUAUUCGAAUGGAUAAAAGAUAUAUCUUGUUUGAUCCUUUUAUAAUUGCACAUAAUGUAGAACAAGUGUAUUAUGUACCAUAUCCUGCAUCGCGCACCGACAAACGGGGUUGGUGUGUUGCAAUAAAGACCAAACCUAGAGGUCGUAUAGACUCUAAUGAGGUAGAUGCCAUUAAGCCAUACCAAGUGGAGGAAAUGUCACAUGUUAAUGACAUCAUUCAAGUUGAAGAAGUUAUCCGAUUGCAAGAUAUAGAAGCCGGUCUUGAAGAAGUGGACCCCAACAAUGUACCAUCAGUUCAACGCUAUAUGGAUGAAGAAACAAGUGAAUCGGAAGAAGAAUGCAGUGAAGAGGGACAAAGUGAAGAUGAGGAUGAAGAUUCAUUUCACAGUUCUAGCAGUGAAUAG